Molecule: messenger RNA, 2166 nt
Organism: Arctia plantaginis
Lineage: Eukaryota; Metazoa; Arthropoda; Insecta; Lepidoptera; Erebidae
Source: the annotation of a GenBank genome assembly
AUGAAAAAAAAGUUAUCGGUAAUCGUGUGCUUGUCGUCUUUACCGUUUCUAUUUACCUUAAACGGUGACUUUGUGUUUGAUGAUUCGGAGGCUAUAGUUAAAAACAAGGACAUAACUUCUGAGUAUUGGACAGACGUGUUUAAUAAUGAUUUUUGGGGUGCCAAUGUAAAAUCUAAUCUCAGCCACAAAUCUUACAGACCUCUUACAAUACUUUCCUUCAGGCUUAACUAUUUACUAAAUAAAAGCAGUUUGUCUGCAUUACACUUCAAAAUUACAAACUUAGUAUGCCAUGUAAUUUGCUGCAUAUUACUUUGGAAGGUAUUUGAACAUAUGGUUAAUGGUAAGAAGUCUAAUAAAGGCUGUAAAAUGAGUGAGAAAUGUACUUCUCAAAAUGGGUUCAGCCAAAAGUGGUGGAUGGAUGUGCCCUAUCUGUCAACAUUAUUGUUUGCUGUACAUCCAGUACAUGUGGAAGCAGUGUGUGGUAUAGUUGGCAGGGCAGAUCUUCUUGCUUCUAUGACAUUUUUUUUAGCAUUUUUAUCCUAUAAUAAAGCAACAUCUAGUCUACAUUGGAGAUACAUUUAUUUAAUAUGUACAGUUACUUUAUCUGCUAUCUCCAUGCUUUGUAAGGAAAAUGGAAUAACAGUUUUGGGAUUAUGUGUAGUGUAUGAGAUAGUUGUAAAUUUAAAACCUAAAGGAAGAGAUUUAACAAAAUCCAAAGGCUUUAAUUAUGUGCAAGUCCGUGUAGAUGCCGACUCAAUAUUUAGAAUAAUUUUUAUUACGUUAUCUGCAAUGAGUCUUCUGUAUUUAAGAUGGAUUGUUAUGGGAGGAAUUAAACCAGAAUUUAAGCCAACAGAUAAUCCAACUGCAUUUGCUGAAAAUUCUUUUACGAAGGUAGCAACAUACAGUUAUAUAUACUUUCUAAAUGUUUUGCUAUUUAUUUGGCCUAAAUGGCUCUGUUAUGACUGGUCAAUGGGAUGCGUACAAUUAAUUAAAAAAAUCGCUGAUGUCAGAAUGCUUCCAGUUGUCUUGAUGUAUAUAUAUGGAAUAUUAUUAUUAAAGGCAAUUUUUUAUAGUAGAAACCGAAAAUCCAAUAGGACAAUAAUACUGGCAGUAUCAUUAGGAGUCAUACCUUUUCUUCCUGCAUCCAACAUAUUAUAUCCAGUGGGUUUUGUAAUAGCCGAGAGAAUAUUGUACAUAUCAUCAGCCGGAUACUGUUUGUUAAUAGUCAUGGGGUUCAGUAAGUUGUUGCAUCGAAGAUCAUUGUUUACUUGUAAGAUUGGAGUUUUUAUGUUCCUAUUACUGUUACUAGUAUACGCUGUACGGAGUUGGUCAAGGUCAAUAGCUUGGCAAAAUGAAUAUAACCUAUUCGUGAGUGCAUUAGCUGUGUGCCCAUUGAAUGCUAAGGUACACUAUAAUGUCGCUAAAGCUGCCGAUGCUAACCAUGAAACAAGUUUUGCACUGGCAGAAUAUAAAGAAGCUAUUCGAUUAUUUCCGGAAUACUACCAGGCCAUGAACAACUUGGCAAAUAUUCUUAAAAAUCAAAAACAAUUCGCUGAAGCUGAAUACUAUCUUCGAGCUGCUGUUAAACACAAAAAAGAUUUUCCGGCAGCUUGGAUGAAUUUGGGAAUAGUUCUCGCCCAUACUAGACGAUUUGACCAGUCUGAGUCAGCUUAUAGAACAGCGUUAAACUAUCGAAGAAAAUAUCCAGACUGCUAUUAUAAUUUAGGUAACCUGUACCUUGAAUUAAAUAAAACCGAAGAAGCUAUAAACAGUUGGUCUCAAGCUAUUCAUCAGAAUCCAAAACAUGUGUUAGCAUGGACCAAUUUAAUGGCUUUAAUGGACAAUACAGGUCAAAUCGAAAGAGCAUUGAAAAUCAUACCAACAGUGCUAACAGAACUGCCAGAUGCCCCAUCAAUCAACUUCGCCAUUGCCAACAUGUAUGGCAAAUUGAACCGGUAUGGUGAGGCAGAAACACACUUCAAGAAAGCUAUCAAGUUACUGAAUAUAGAAGUACAAGCGAUACAUUAUGCUAACCUAGGAGUACUUUACCACCGCUGGAAGAAAUACAGCUUAGCCAAGGAAAUGUAUAUUAAUGCGUUAAAAAUUGACCCGACUUUCCAAACAGCACGGAAAAAUCUUGAUAGUUUACAAAGAAGCAAUAAAUAG